Racocetra persica is the source of this 362-nucleotide messenger RNA. The record is from the annotation of a GenBank genome assembly. Lineage: Eukaryota; Fungi; Glomeromycota; Glomeromycetes; Diversisporales; Gigasporaceae.
AAAAAGUUCCUCUGGAAAAAACAGUAGUAGAAACUGAUGCCCCUUAUUUGACUCCUGUUCCUCAGAGGGGAAACAUUAAUUUUCCCAGCAAUAUAAUUUAUACUUUGCACAAAAUUGCGAAAAUUAAAAAAAUAGCUUACGAAGAAUUAGCCGCUAAAACUUCGGCUAAUGCUUGCCGAUUAUUUAAUAGCGGUUUUGGGGUUCAACAAACUCUAGCUUACCAGCAAUUUUUUCACGCUAGUGGCUUGACCCCCAACGAGAUAAAAUUCUUGCGGGACAAUGUCAAUAAAGAAGAGGAAUUUAUUAAGUCUUUCUCCCAAGCCACAACCUUACGACAAAAGCAAGAGUUAGAAGCACAAUGA